Molecule: messenger RNA, 1902 nt
Organism: Plectropomus leopardus (leopard coralgrouper)
Lineage: Eukaryota; Metazoa; Chordata; Actinopteri; Perciformes; Serranidae
Gene: lgmn
Product: legumain
Biological process (GO): vacuolar protein processing
Molecular function (GO): cysteine-type endopeptidase activity
Source: RefSeq, a predicted model, not a curated record
GCAACCGUUUUUCCUACUCUCAUAUAAAUGUCCCAGGGAUGUUCCCGUAGUCACUCCGCUGCUGUCUCUAACGGACACAAGAAUACCUUAAAAAAGGACUCCCUCAGAAAGCGAGGACAUGUUUCAGGCAGUCUUCCUCGUCCUGCUCGGCCUGAGCUCCGGGCUGGUGAGUGCCUUCCCCGCCCAGCAGGACUCAGACACCGGCAAGAACUGGGUGCUCAUCGUCGCUGGCUCCAACGGCUGGUACAACUACAGACACCAGGCCGAUGCUUGCCAUGCCUACCAGAUUGUCCACAAGAAUGGCAUCCCAGAUGAGCAGAUUGUGGUCAUGAUGUACGAUGACUUGGCACAAAAUGAAGAAAACCCCACCCCGGGCAUAUUGAUUAACAGGCCCAAUGGCACAGACGUGUACAAGGGAGUUCCCAAAGACUACACCGGCGAUGAUGUGACUCCAGAAAACUUCUUGGCCGUGCUGACGGGUGACGCCUCAAAAGUCAAAGGUGGCUCUGGAAAAGUGUUGAAGAGCGGCCCAGAAGAUCACGUGUUUGUGUACUUCACCGACCACGGAGCGCCUGGCAUUCUGGCCUUUCCCAAUGAUGACCUCCAAGUCAAAGACCUCCAGGACGCCAUUAAUUACAUGCAUGAAAACAAGAAAUACAAAAGGAUGGUGUUCUACAUCGAGGCAUGUGAGUCUGGGUCAAUGAUGAACCACCUGCCGACUGAUAUUGACGUUUACGCCACCACAGCAGCCAACCCCCAUGAGUCCUCUUACGCCUGCUACUAUGACGAGAAAAGGGACACUUACCUGGGAGACUGGUACAGCGUGAACUGGAUGGAGGACUCUGAUGUGGAGGACCUGAAGAAGGAAACUUUGAUGAAGCAGUUCAAGAUUGUAAAGAGCCACACAAACACCAGCCACGUCCAGCAGUACGGAAACAAGACUAUGGGCCACAUGAAGGUCAUAGCAUUUCAGGGUGACGCCAUGGCAAGCCAGCCCGCUCCUCCAAUGAAGCUGCAGCCAAUUAAAAAUCUAGAUCUGACUCCAAGCCCCGACGUUCCUCUGGCCAUCCUCAAGAGGAAGAUGAUGGCCUCCAAUGACAUCAGAGUCGCAAGGGGGCUGCUGAUGGAGAUCAACGUCCACCUCAAGAUCAGGGAGAUACUUGCUGAGACGAUGCGCCAAGUGGUUGAGAAAGUGACCGGAGACAAGCUCAAGGCCGAGGAGGUUCUCAACGAGAGAGACGAACUCACCCAGCAUCAGUGCUACAGGACUGCGGUCAACCACUACAAAUUCAACUGCUUCAACUGGCACAAAACUGAGUAUGAAUAUGCCCUGAGACAUCUGUACGCUCUGGUGAACCUGUGUGAGAGAAGAUACUCUGCAAACAGCAUCCAGCUGGCCAUGGACUCUGCGUGCCGCCUCAGAAAGUAAAAGGGUUUCUUUAAGUCCAUGAAAGUCUCAAACAUCAAACUGCUUCUUCGACGUGGGAAGGCCUGAGGAGACGGAGCUCCUCUUUGCACUGCUUUGGAAUCAAUCUGACGUGGAGUCGACGUUAUUAUCAACACUCUAACAUUUUUUUUUUUUUUUAACUUUUGAUAUGUUUUUGAUUUUACUGAGAACUUUUAAACUUGUUUUAUGAUGAGUUUGCACUAUCACUGUGAAGUGUUUGUGGAUGAUAUUUUACUGCUUCUGAUUAUUUUUUAGGAUUUAGGAUUUAUAGCAAUUAAAGCAUGGAAUUCAUUUAAAUUUGUUUCGCUCUUAGCUUUAUUUGUGGUAUGGACGAUUUGGCAUGAAUGUUUGAAAUGAUUGACGUUUAAAGGACAUACCACUGAACACUGAAUGUGGAGACUUUGUUGUGAAACAAGGAUCUUGAAAUAAAUUUUAAAGACCAAAACUGCUAAAAA